Molecule: messenger RNA, 237 nt
Organism: Ceutorhynchus assimilis (cabbage seed weevil)
Lineage: Eukaryota; Metazoa; Arthropoda; Insecta; Coleoptera; Curculionidae
Source: the annotation of a GenBank genome assembly
AUGGAAGCUUACAAUAUAGAAUUGGAUUAUGACAUCGACACGUUUCUGAGUAGGAGACCACCUACUCCUACUCCUCAGUAUCUGCCAGAGACAAUAGUAGUGAGCGAGCCACCAAGCAAAAAAAGAAGGGGGAGGAAAAACCAACCGUCCGCCGAACCAUCAGCCGAACCGUCUGCCAAGCCAGCAUCGGUCAAGCCGUCUGCCAUCAACCUCUCGUCCAAGCACGCCGGAACAUGA